Messenger RNA from Dermacentor silvarum, 722 nucleotides. RefSeq lists its product as uncharacterized. The record is from RefSeq and is a predicted model, not a curated record. The annotation marks the transcript as partial. Lineage: Eukaryota; Metazoa; Arthropoda; Arachnida; Ixodida; Ixodidae. The transcript has 6 exons.
UCACCUUUGCCUCAGUUUUGUUUUACAGGUCUCCGUGAACAUAACGUCGGUAUACGUGGGUGUUCGUCAUGGAUGUUUUCCAAUUUUUCCAAGUAGCAUUGGUACAGAUCGCCUUCGGAGUCACGACAGCAUUGCUAUCAAUUAGCAACCAAAACAAGCAAGAACAUAGCGUCAUAGUUUAUCCCCAAGUUUACGAAGACCGAGAAGAGGCCUUUCAGAAGCUUCUAGUUAUUCAAGAGGACCACGUUCUAACCCUAAAGAAGGCUUCAGUGCUAGCCGCAAGCGUCUUGCUCAGAGACCUCAGAGAAGAUGGCUUCGCCGAGAAUUAUGUUGACGGCGCCUACCACGAGAGGCACCUCUACCAGGACACAUCAUUGCAAGCUUCCCUUCUCGUCAAGCCUCAGAGGGAAGGGCACUACCAUGUGAUUGGGUUACUGAAUUUUACGCAUCGAAUUCAGCCUCUCAUAAACAGCGAGCGAUCAUCAGUUGGGAGAGGAGCGCACAAGAUAUCUAAAAUACCCGCACAAAUGGGAACAUAUGGUGUGGCUACACCAGAAGGAACGAGUCCGCAGAAAUUAUCCAGCAACCUUGAACCAGAGUCAAGAGCACUGCCAUCAUAUUUCACUAUUGAGACAGUUGUUAUUUGUGAUUACAAUCACACCAAGCAUUUUGCUAAUAAUACCAGCGAUCGUGUGGAAUACAUCGUAGUACUCAUGAACUCG